Molecule: messenger RNA, 4321 nt
Organism: Perca flavescens (yellow perch)
Lineage: Eukaryota; Metazoa; Chordata; Actinopteri; Perciformes; Percidae
Gene: pias2
Product: protein inhibitor of activated STAT, 2
Exons: 15
Coding region: 234-1868 (544 amino acids)
Biological process (GO): regulation of transcription by RNA polymerase II; protein sumoylation
Cellular component (GO): chromatin
Molecular function (GO): SUMO ligase activity; zinc ion binding; transcription coregulator activity
Source: RefSeq, a predicted model, not a curated record
CCACUGUUCUGUUGUUGGUUUGUGGCACACGCUUACUCUCCACACCGUGGGGUCCCGUUACCGUUACGAACCUCCACUCUACGGCGCAGCUGUGGCGUCACCUGGAAGUAGUCCUGCUGGGCGGGAUGACCGGAACAACAAGAUGGCGGAGAGUGAAGAGUUUCGGAUGCUUAAAGGUCACAUAUACUGAGGAAUUGUAAGGAAAAAGGAUAUGCACAUAAGGACAAUCCAGCAUGGAGCAUUAUAUCGAAGGGAGUCAGUCCUGUAACCCAGACUUCAGCCUGUUGAGUGGUGGAACAGCCCUGUGGCACGACACCAAAACCAGCAUGAAUCUCCAGCAGCCAGCACCUCUCAUCCCCCCCGUCCACCCAGAUGUGCAGAUGAAGCCCCUCCCCUUCUAUGAUGUGCUGGAUGUCCUAAUCAAACCUUCAAGUCUAGGAGCAAGUCCUGCACAGAGGUACCACCAAGAAAAAUAUUUCAUCUUUGCCUUGACACCACAGCAAGUUCGUGAAGUAUGCAUAUCCAGGGACUUUCUACCAGGUGGCAGAAGGGACUAUAUGGUUCAAAUUCAACUGAGGUUUUGCUUGUCAGAGACAAGUUGCCCUCAAGAGGAUAACUACCCAAACAGUCUUUGUAUAAAGGUCAAUGGGAAACUUUUUCCUUUGCCAGGUUAUGCACCACCACCCAAAAACGGCGUGGAACAGAAGAGACCAGGAAGACCUUUAAAUAUUACCUCCCUUGUUCGACUCUCAUCUGCGGUACCCAAUCAGAUUUCAGUCACAUGGGCACCUGAAAUUGGAAAAACCUAUUCUAUGUCUGUGUACCUGGUGAGACAGCUGACAUCACCACUGCUCCUGCAGAGGCUGAGGAUGAAAGGCAUCAGAAACCCAGACCACUCCAGAGCACUAAUUAAAGAGAAGUUGACAGCAGAUCCAGACAGUGAGAUUGCUACAACAAGCCUUCGCGUCUCACUCAUGUGCCCGCUGGGAAAGAUGCGACUUACGGUGCCAUGCCGGGCGGUGACCUGCUCUCACCUGCAGUGUUUCGACGCUGCCCUCUACCUGCAGAUGAAUGAGAAGAAACCCACGUGGAUCUGUCCUGUGUGUGACAAGAAGGCUGCAUACGAGAGUCUCAUCAUUGACGGUUUAUUCUUGGAGAUCCUGAAUGACUGCUCCGAUGUGGAUGAAAUCAAGUUCCAGGAGGAUGGAACCUGGUGUCCCAUGAGACCAAAGAAAGAGUCAGUCAAAGUCCCCUCUCAGUCAAUUCCAAAAGUUGAGACCUCAGCUCCUUUACGCCAGUCUUCAGUGGUCACCAACUCUACGGAGCCCAGCUCCACCAAGAAGGCGGAUGUGAUUGACCUGACUCUGGAAAGCUCCUCCUCCUCCUCCUCCUCCUCUGAUGAAGAGGACACAGACCCUCCACUGAAGAAACGCUGCGUUUACAUUUCCAAGAGCGAGGAUAUGCAUGCGAAGGGGGUGUUGACCUACCAGCCCACUGUGCGCGUGCCAAACGUCCAGGCCCUGGAUCCGUCGUAUCUGACCUCUACGCUCGCUGACUAUGCAGUCCCCUUCCACCCAUCCACCCUAGCCACCAUCCCAACAGACAUGCAGAGUCUGGAUUUGUUUUCCUUAAUUCAAGCAGAUCCUCAGCAUUACCGGCCACAGAUGUUUCUGGACAACCUGACGAGCAGCAUGCAGAGUGCAGCCGCAGCCAGCACCAGCUCAGCCCUGGUGUCCUCCUCCAGCAGCCACUACGACACCAGCAGCCACGCCGCCAGCUCCCUCCACGAGACCCGGGUCAUCACAGGGGGAGGGGGUGCUGGAGGAGGGGCUGACAGCGGCAUAUCAGAUAUAAUUUCACUAGACUGAGCCACGUCUCACUGGACCUUUUCAGGCCUGUUUUCUGUGGCCUUUUUAGUGUGGACUACGUGUACAUGCCAUGUUGAGUUUUACACAAGAGCACCCAGAUUGGUAUACAUGAGUUCUUUGAUGGCCUGGACAUUUUCAUGAUGUUAAAAACUGUAUCCAGGCAUGUUUUCUUGUUUUUUUAUACUUGCAAAUGGGUUUGGCAUCCUAUCUGCUAUGGUAGGACGAUAAAUGGUUUGAUGCCCAAGGACAAUAUUGUAUGUCAUUGUAUUGUCAUUUCUCUUGAAGUACUCUUGACUUUAACAUUUCAUUUGGAUUCUGAUUUGGAAAUAUUCUCAUGUGCUGCCAUACUUACCUUAAUCACAUUCGAUCUAAACAAUGGGAAGGAUUUAGCAUUGGUUAAGUCCAAUUUUCCCUGGUGUUUUAGCCUUGGUUUAGUGCAAUAUUCACUGUUGUUUUAGCCUUGGUUUAGUCCAAUAUUCCCUGGUAUUUUAGCCUUGGUUUAGGCCAAUGUUCCCUGGUAUUUCAGCCUUAGUUUAGUCCAAUAUUCCCUGGGGCACGUUUAACCCCGACAAAACAGCAAAACGUUUAUUUAAACUGAAAUGUAAUUGUUUAGUCCAAUAUUUUCCCAUUGUUAUAGCAUUGGUUUAGUCCAAUAUAUCCCCAGUGUUUUAGAAAUUGGUUUAGUCCAGUAUUUCUCCAUUGUUUUAGCCUGGCUUAAGUCCAACAUUUCCCCAGUGUUUAACCUUGGUUUAGUCUCUGUAUCCCUCUGGUUGCUCUCUUUACCCACCACUCAGAGUCUGCUCUGUGCCAUUGUGUGUCGGGCAGGGAGCAGACACUCGGUGGUAUCGGUGGAACUGGCAAUCCUUUCACAUUACAGGGAGUCAUUUUAUUUUAGUCUUCUUAUAAAAAAUAUUGCCCGGGGAACUUUAAUCAGUAGUAUGCCAUCGUACAGUAUCAUUAUGACAUGAGCAGCUUUUGGCCACCAAUAUAUAGGUGUAGAAAUAUUACAAUAACCCUUCCAUGCUCAGCUCUGUAGAGGUUUUUCUGGCAGAAAGAUGUCUGUUAUACUUUUUUCCCCCAGUUGUUCCAGUGUUGGAAAUAUUUAGAGCAUUGAACUCCUCAUUUAUACCGAUUUGUUUCUUUGAACAUACAUGGGACUCUGACUUCAGCCUCUCCUGGCCUGGUUAGCAUGGAGCAGAGUCAGGACGGAUGGAAGACGAGCGUGAACUCACUGCUCUCAGCAAGACUUUGUUUCACACAACAACCAUGCAAGCAAACUAAUGGUUAGAUGAGAGACUGAUAAACAUACUGUUGACUGUGAACAUGGUCGGCAGGUCAGUAAUUGAGAUGUUUUCAUUGGUUCUGACAGCUGUCAGUUCUUCAAUGAGGUUGAUUACAGGGCAGCUUUCAUGGCAAACCAAUGUAAAAUGUUCCUUUUGUCAUUUAGUCAGAGCAAUAAUAAUUUAACUCAUGUUUGGUUAAAUAAAGUUGUAAAUGUAGUUCAGAUACUGCAUAAAUAAUUCUAAGCUGGUAUGCUCUGCCUCCCAAAUUGGAUCCCUUUUUUUGUGUAUGGUCGGUUUAUUGGCUUAUAUAAGUUGUAAACAUGAUUUUGAAGAGAAAUAUACUUAAAGCAAUAGUUCAGAACUCAGGCGAUUAUGCUUAUUUGCGGUGAUAGAGAUGUCCAGAUGGAUAUCAAUCUAAUUUCUGUAAGUACAGACCUGGAGUCAGGGCAUGGUAAGCCUAGCUUAGCAUGGCUGGAAGCAGGGCACUGUCCUACUGACACCUUCAAAGCUCACUGAUGAAUAUGUCCCAUUUGUGUGCUCCUUACACAAACGGAAGUGUAUGAACUACAGAUUGUGUUUGCCCAAAGCUAGCUGUCUCCUCCUCUGUCCAGUCUUUAUGCUAAGCUAGGCUAACCACGUCCUGACUCCAGCUCUGUGCUUAAAACAGACAUGAGAUUAAUAUUCAUUUUCUCAUCUUAUGCUCAGAAAGUCAACAAGUGUAGUUCCCAAAAUGUUAACUGUUCCUUGCGUUUAUCAGUUUUGACUCGCAUACGAAUCAACUUUAUUAUCAGUUUACACUGAAAUUAAUUUUGUGUUUCCAAGCAGCUCCGCUCCAAAAAAAAGAAAAGUACACACGUUAGACAAGCAUGAGACGGUUCAGUGAAUUUUAACGUAAUGUGAAUGAAAGAAUAUGUUUGCCUCAAAGUUGGUGCAAAAUAUCCGAAAAAGUUCAUGCUGCCAAAAGUCAGAUUAUGUUCUCUUCAGUUAAUAUUUAAAAGUCCUCUCUGUAAUUCCUCUGAGUGCUGGCCUCUGCUGUAUUUCUUUGUUGUAUGUUGAUGAUGCUGUGUGUUAGUUUGGGAUGGAUGUACAUGAACAUUUCCUUUCUCAAAGUUGUCACCACUUAGUACGAUAAAGAAGGAUACACAAGGCAGCUACUGUAUCACACCUACA